AUGGAGGAGGCCAUAUGUGGCGGUGUCAAAACUUGGCAGCCGGGCUCCAUCCUCUCAAAUGAGAGGCAGGCAAUAAAGAGGCAGGCUGCCCAGAGUGGGUGCACGUAUGCGGGGCCCUGCAGCGCCCCCUCUGCCCUGUCUCGCCUUGGAGUGCGUUGUCUCUGGAGGUUGUUCUGCCUGCUGACCAUUCAGGCCAAGUCCACGUCAGGGCAGAGUGGGCGGGUCGCCCAGCCAUGGCAUUCUAGUGUAGGGAACGGAGAGGAACCUCGCGAACAGAAAUCAGAGCCUGUGAGGAUUCGACAGUGCACCACCACCGGGGGCCCAUCCCAUCUCGGGACACAAAGGGAAUGUGAGAAGCAGCAAAGACAAAGGCGCGGGCAAGGGCCUUCAAAGAGCCUCAGUCCAGCCCUCUCCUUCUCCACACUCGUCCACUGUCUCCAGCUCUGUGACACCGUGCAUCAAACACUUCUGCACAGGUGUCUUUAA
Messenger RNA from Knipowitschia caucasica, 486 nucleotides. The record is from the annotation of a GenBank genome assembly. Lineage: Eukaryota; Metazoa; Chordata; Actinopteri; Gobiiformes; Gobiidae.